Molecule: messenger RNA, 306 nt
Organism: Danio aesculapii
Lineage: Eukaryota; Metazoa; Chordata; Actinopteri; Cypriniformes; Danionidae
Exons: 2
Coding region: 46-306 (86 amino acids)
Source: RefSeq, a predicted model, not a curated record
AAACUGAAGAAACACUCCUCCAGGAACUAAACACACUUCUUCAUCAUGGAUCUUUCAUUCAUGGCCGCUCAGCUGCCAGUGAUGAGCGGUGCGUUCAUGGAUGCUUCUCCUCUAGACGACUGCAGCACGGAGCACUCGCUUUUCAACUCGUCCGCCAGUGUGAAUGCAGGAGCUGCGGCUUCAGCUCCAGCCCAGCAAGAGGAACAGCACCGCGUGUCCAGCGACGCCGUGUGGCUGUGGAUCGCCAUCAUCGCCACCAUCGGGAACAUCGUGGUCGUCGGCGUCGUGUACGCUUUUACUUUCUGA